AUGAGGAAUCCAUUGGCCAAUUUAGCCCUGACAUUCUGGCUAUUUCUAGAGUGUGUAGAAGCAAAAAAGUAUUGCUGGUAUUUUGAAGGCGGAUACCCUAUAUACUUCAUAUGUCGCUCCUAUGAGGACUGCUGUGGGACUCGCUGCUGUGUGAGAGCCUUGUCCAUCCAGAGACUAUGGUAUUUCUGGGUGCUGCUGAUGAUGGGAGUGUUGUUUUGCUGUGGUGCUGGUUUCUUCAUCCGCAGAAGGAUGUAUCCAUCCCCACUGAGAGACGAGCCAGCGUUCAAUGUCUCUUUCACCAGGCACCCUGUCACCACACCAGUUUCCCAGCAGCCAGGAAGUAUUCAGGGCUUCGGGGUCAACGGGAUGACGGGUGGGGACCCAGGGGUUUCCAUGACACACUCAUCAUACCCGGCACAGCCCGGCUCUGCUCAUAUGAUGAUGGGCUCCUAUCCUCCACCUCCGUCUUACUGCAACCACCCACCACCACCCUACGAACAAAUAUUUCAAAACAGCGACAAGAAGUAA
This is a messenger RNA of Xiphias gladius (swordfish), 528 nucleotides long. It is a transcript of the gene vopp1b, whose product is annotated as VOPP1 WW domain binding protein. NCBI's taxonomy places the organism in Eukaryota, Metazoa, Chordata, Actinopteri, Istiophoriformes, Xiphiidae. The record is from RefSeq and is a predicted model, not a curated record. Bases 1 to 528 code for a protein of 175 amino acids. The transcript is spliced from 5 exons. Gene Ontology annotation, cellular component: cytoplasmic vesicle membrane.